GGUACAUUGUACGCACAUGCGUACUGUCCUACAGGUAGAUUUGCCCCUGUGCGACAAACGCAGACUGCAGACUUGCAGACAGGCUGGUAAACAUUGUUCUAAAAUGCUCUAUCCCCAACCCUAACCGUUACCCUUGAAGGCUUGUUUUAGGCUUAAUUAGAGUUAGGAUUAGAGCAUUUUAGAACAAUGUUUACCUGCCAGUCUGCAAUUGGUUUGCACCUCAUCAGGCAGUUUUUUGUUUUGCCGGACUGACAUUGACCAAAUCGCCGGUAAAGCUCAAACAAUAUUCUUAGCUUAUGUUAGUAGACGUCCUGGUCUACCCAGAAGAGAGAAACUAGCAACACAACCAUGCAUGAUUAUUCGGACUUGUUGGCGCGAGGAACUGAAAAAAGAAGUCUUCACCUAAUUUUUUUCGCCAUUCUUUUCACCUCGCUCGUGCACGCCGCAUGGUAGUCGUUCUCUCUGGUCUCGCCCCUCCUUCGCGGGUGCGAUUCUCGGUCUUUUUUCGAGUAACGAAAAGCAUAACUAGGCAGUCAUGCAAUCAUCUCCCGGGAAUCAUCUAUCGAUCGUCAUAAUUAUUCAUAAUAAUUUUCUCGCUUUUUUAAAAUGGGGUUGUCAAGGGACAUGCUCAAUCCACCUUACCAUACCCAUCUUAAAUUCUUAAUCCGUCAUAUCACUGUUGUUCGGAUGGUACAAAAUGACUCAAAGUGUUGUUAUUCAGGCCCGCGCACAGUCGCCCCUCCCCUCAGAGGAAAAUUCAGAUAAGAAGAUUCGUUUUUUCACCUUAUUUUUCCUAAUGAGAGGAGGCUGCCGUACACAAGCUAUUAUCAUUUUGCUGCAAACAACAUCAAGUUAAUUUUUCGCAAACUACGCACAUUGAUAUUAGACCCUCACAACUGCGUAUAGCAGGUGCUUCAACGCGUCAUUAAUUUUUCAAGUCCUUAUAACUACAGUGUCUGAAUUUCUCUUAUCAGAUCGUUGUGUAAUCAAAUUUAAACUUCAUGGAAAAUAAAAAACAGUCAUCAUCAUCAAAUAAUUCAGUUCAUAACAAUUUUUUUCUUCUCUGUUAAUCAGAAAGCGUGACUAGAAUAGCGUAAAGGAAAAAGCUAUUUGUACGUUAAUUAAAAUUGAUGAGCUCCUCAUUUGAAUAUGAUCAUCACGUUAAUAUUGGGGUUGAAAAGCUGAUUUAAACUUCUGACUUCAAGUAGCCUUUACAAUGAUGAAAGCCGAUAAAGUAAAUUGGGAAAAUCACUUCGUUUUAACAGCAUUAGUUAGUUAGGUAGGUACAGAAGAAUCCCGAUUUUUUGAUCCCUCGGUUUUUCGAAAUUCCCAAUAAUUCAAACCAAACUUUACUUCCCUUCACCUGUCAAACACUGUAAUUUUUACCCCCAAUUUUUCAAACGUUCAGAUAAUUCGAAUCAAUUUGCUCUUCCCAAAGUGGUUCGAAAGAUCGGUAUUCUACUGUAGUUAUAAGGUAGGAGGGUAACACGCUGACUACUUAAAUCACAAGGGAAACACCCCAGCCCCAACAACACAACCAUGGAGGGCGUGUUUGUUUAAACAUGAUUAAAUCCCGAUAUACAGAAAGCGGAGAAUUUGACGUCACUCCUGGAUCUCAACAGACUGCUCGAGCGCUCUUGACCUACGUAAAAAUACGGGCUGUUUUGUAGUCUAACUACUAUAAAGGUAUACAAUUAUUAAUCAAUAGACCAAACUUUCUGUGGGUUUACCGGCGUGAUAACCCACGCGGGAUGUUGGGAGAAAAACUCGAGAAAAGUUUGUAAAUCACGAUCAAGGUGGUUCCGACGCCUGGCACCGCCAUAUCUAAAUUAAAACUCCUCUCUUUGCUUUAGAUGUCGCUCUCAAGUGUCAUAUACAUAUCUGUAGCCGUACUUCGGACAUACCAAAAUUUCUUCUAAUUCCUAAGGCCGGAGGCGGUUUGGUAUAAUUUUGUAUUCUAUACAUUACUAUUGACUUAUCAGAAGCCCGUCUUGUACCUUGUUUAAUAGAAAAAAUGAAUAUGCACUUUCACUUACAGCGUGGCAUAUAUCAAAUGUGUUUAGGGUAUUUGGCCUAUAGGACGAGGCGAACGUUUCGCGCCAUAUGCUUUUUUUGUGACGCGCAAGGAAGUUAUCAGCUGCACAUCUCUUGUGAAUCGUACCACUUGAAAAGUCCUCUAUAUCUCUCUACAUUAACGAGAUGCAGUUUCAUCAGUUGUACUACCCGCACACGUCAUACUGACAUUCACUAAUUUAGCCAAUGGCAUUAAUAGUAAACAUUGUUUUACAAGUCUUACCACUUGUACAUCUUUAAUCUCCCGACAGUGCGAUUUUUAAAACGUGUAAAUGGCUUCUUAAGACUGAGGUAAGACUCAGUACGGAAGAUUUAAUAUUGUUAGGUUUGGGGUAAGAAUUGUCUCAACCAAGGAAAAAAAAAUAUUUUGCAAGCCAGGAAAAAGGAACUUUUGCUCAUUCUUGGUUUAAAGAGGUAUUUCAAUGCAGAAAAAAUAUUUCAGUUUGUGCUUUAUUGUGUUUAAUCUGGGUAUGUUGUACAUAUACGUUUAUCUCAAUAGACCAUUUCUGAGUUGCCAAAAGUCUCUGUUUCAAAGCGAGGCUAAAUGCGAAGCUAUUGAUAUGAAAAUGAAUUUUUAUUCUCGUGCAAUUAACAAGAAAUAUUUUACACUUAGCUUCGUUUUGAAAGUGAGACUUUUAGAAUUCGGAAAUGGCCCAAAUUUCAUCUUGAUCAAUUUAUCAUUUAGUGGUGCGCGGACACAUUAUCCGUGUCAGCAACCGAAUACUUUUCAUGAGAGGAUAAAGUAAUUUUACUCAGCAGUUCUUUUCUUUGUUUUUCAGUGUGCUACUAAUGGAGUUGUCCCCGUUGAAUCUUGGUCUUAAAGUUUAUGUUUUUAUACUCGUCCUUUCACUUGCAAAUGUCGUAAAAGGUAAUUCAAUCAUAUAUGCUUUACUGAAAUGUCUCUUUACUAAACGUCUUACUUGCGAUCAGGCGUUCUUUCUUUCCUUCCCCUUUGAGAGACGAGGGCAAAAAAGGACGCCUAAUACAUUUACUUUACCAGUCCUCUACCCGUAGUCUGUGUCGCCUAAUUGGUCGUUAUAUAAUAAAGUAGUGUUCGACCAGUUUCUUUCUUACUGCUCUAGCUUGUUGAUAGUGAGUAUGUCAGACAGGCAUGUAGUGCAGAGAAAAAAUAAUAAUUAUCUUUCAAAAAAAUAUUGCGAAAUUGAAAGCGCAGUAUUGUAGUAAAAAGCCCUUUGCAGUUCGAUGCCACGCGAACUAACCCUUACUAAAAUUUGGAUUUAACCUAAAGUAUACGAGAGAUUGAAACAGCAUAAUAUAAAAUAAAUAGUGGAUCUUCUAAAUUGUAGGUUUUAAAACUCUUCAGCGUACCAUUUUAUGGUGUUUUGAAUAACCGAAAAAAAAAAACUAUUAAUAUGUAUUAAUGGAAAAAGGCGUCGGACUAAACGCCACGCGGUGGAGCAAUUUGGUUAUCCGUUUUAUAGAAACUCGUCGAACUCGUCAACAUUUGUCCUUUACCAAAUUUUCUUACGCUCUAUCCAUGGUAUUGUUUGUUGUUUGUUGGUCUGGAUCCCAUAUUUUUUGCAGUAAGCAUUUUGUUCACGUGACUGCAAGCUGCAAAGGGCCUAUACGUAUCUUAAGUUUGCAACCAACACAGAAAUUACGCAUGAGCAGGGCAUUGUCUGCAGCUAAACGUUUUUCUCUACUAUGCAUGAGUAGGCCUUUGUCUGCAUGCAGUUGUCUGUAGGUGGCCUAAUGAUCUUUAGAAAAAAUAAUUUGAAAAAUAUUUAUCUGCUUGAAAAAUCAACAAAAACAAUAACGUUCAAAAACCUCUGAGGGCCCUGGCGUUUGUGUGGCGUAAUCUAAGUUAGACUCUCAGUAAGAGGCUUUAUAAAGCUCAUAAUUUUUAUCUUUCUUAACGCUUCUACAGGACAAGAUGUCUGCAUUUUAAAUCCCUGUCAAAAUGGUGGAUCUUGUAUUCCAAAACAGCUUAACGACUACAUGUGCUAUUGUUCGAGGGACUUUACCGGUCGAAACUGCACGGAGCGUAAGUAAAAUGAAAUUUUACAAAUGCAAUGGCCGUUCAAGUGGGAGGAAGGUGGGAACCGGGGCCCCAACUAGUUAUUGUUAGGCCCGCAGGGCCAAGAAAAAUUAUUUUCGAUGCCGGGCCACACACUUAUCUUAGGGCCUGGAUGAGCGGGUCCCCCAGUUACCUUAAGAUCUGAAUCUGUCGCUGAACACUGAAGAGAAUUUAAAGCCUCUGUCCGCUCACAAUAGUCCCUUUUGAUUUAAAAAUCAUCACUGACCUCUGUUGUCCAUGUAGGAGAAGUGCAGGUGUAACUGAUGGAAGGGAUCAUUUUUCGCCUGCACUCCUGAUGACCUUGUGAAAAUGAUACUUUAGCGCAGAAAGCUUCCUCCUUUUCGUCUCUGAAUUUUCCAAGUUACAAAAUGUAUUUUGUUGAAAAAUACACGUCGUUAUUCUUGUAAUAGGCUGGUGGCCAUUAUUCUUGUGGUAGACUCUCCAGGAACACGAGCUAGUGUCCUAACUUACGAGAUACGGUAAUAACGGGAUAAUAGGCGAGAUUUCAUUGAAUUUGCUUCAGAGUGGCAACAAACCAUUUUUAAUUUUGACAAUCCUGUUAAAAGUUGGACUUAACAGGGUGAAAAUUAAUCCACAACUCAAAAAGCAUACAUUUGUUCAAAAAUAUCAUUUAAAGAUUUUAGUCAAAAUGUUUAAAGAUGCUUGGAAAAUCCGUUAAGCGAGAAUCUAGGGUCAAAUGAUAAUAUCGCAAACCUCCGUAUUUUUUUGCACUAGAGGGUUGAGGUCCUUUAAGUGGCUUUACCUACGAGGUGUCCUUAAUAACUCUCUGUGUCCACAAGGCGUGAAUUGACUGUGCAGAUCAAUAACAUCCAUGUAAAAUCAAGGCUGACACAUUUGUCUCUUAUCUCUUUAUUUUUCAGUCUCAUUUAGAGGAAGCAUUGGCAUAAACAGUUUCGAGGCAUAUCUUCCCGGUAUCACUGCUGAGACAGGGGACAUGACAAAUUUCAAAGCUUUGGACUUCCCAAGUUCCCGCCGUGUUGAACUGAAAUUUGUGGGUACGCAACUGUCAGGACCAAAUACCUACAAAUGGACUGUUAAUGGUACCACACUUGACGCGGCCAAAGAUUCCCGUAUCAGGAUUUCCGAAAGUGGUUUUCUGACGUUUUUUUCCCCACGGCUCGAUCAUAAAGGAGAAUACCAAGUCUUCGUGACAAACGAAUUUGGUACUUUGUUUAGCAGAAAAAUAAAGCUGGAAUUUUCAGGUGUGUGCACUUUCUAUUAG
Molecule: messenger RNA, 5354 nt
Organism: Porites evermanni
Lineage: Eukaryota; Metazoa; Cnidaria; Anthozoa; Scleractinia; Poritidae
Source: the annotation of a GenBank genome assembly